This is a messenger RNA of Epithele typhae, 894 nucleotides long. RefSeq lists its product as uncharacterized. The coding region runs from base 1 to 894 and encodes 297 amino acids. The record is from RefSeq and is a predicted model, not a curated record. NCBI's taxonomy places the organism in Eukaryota, Fungi, Basidiomycota, Agaricomycetes, Polyporales, Epitheliaceae. The transcript is spliced from 4 exons. Gene Ontology annotation, molecular function: protein binding.
AUGCCCUCUCUCUCCUCUCUCUCUGACGUCGCCCUACACGCCGUCUGGGCACACCUCCUGGGCGACCUCCAUGCCCAUGUCGCCGUCGCUCAGACAUGCAGAAGACUACGGGAUUUUUGCAACCGGCACGACGAUCUCUGGCGCGCCGCGUGCUUCACCGCUGGCUUUGGCCGGCCCCAACGCUCUCCAGUGGCCUUCGCGGACGAGGAGCCGCCCAGCUGGAAAGCCCUUGCUUGCGCAAUCGUCAAACACGCUUCUGACUGCGAGAUCGGGAGUUGCAUGCGGGCGAAUGCAUGCUUUGCACAGCAAUACAAGCACCUCCCAUACACUGGCCUGCGGACCCUCCACCCCUACCAGCUCGUCGAAUUCCACCCGCUGUACUUCUACCUCCACUUCUCGCAAUCAGCGCACGCUUCGCAAGGCGGCGGCCACAGGAGGUCCAUCUCCGCGCACUUCCCCACCCUCUCUCCUUCACCGUCUCCGCCGCCACCUGUCUCGAUCCCUGACGCGGUCUCGAUCCUGCUCACGCACAUGCCGACGUUCCCGGAAUGCCGCUACGCGCAGUACGGCCCGCUGUGCCGACACCCAAAUGCCUCGUGCGCGUUCGCGACGUUCCCCCCUGUGGAUCGCCUCGAGUUCGAGAACGCCGAUGGGGACGUCUUCAUGAUCGUCGAGAACACUGAGGGGUGCACCAUCCUGGAUGUGAACCGCGCGCUCGUGCAGCUAAUACCGGCCGACCAGUACCACCUGGAGGUGGCGUAUGAGCACUACCAGGAGCUGGCUCUGACGUCAGGACUCUCGCUGACGCAAUACGCAAGUGCAGUCGUACGUGAGAAGGGGUUCUUGGGGGAUCACGAGUAUCCAUUCCUUAAACAUAUCAUAAACUCGUUCUAG